Molecule: messenger RNA, 2684 nt
Organism: Siniperca chuatsi (mandarin fish)
Lineage: Eukaryota; Metazoa; Chordata; Actinopteri; Centrarchiformes; Sinipercidae
Gene: spata7
Product: spermatogenesis associated 7
Exons: 12
Coding region: 194-1987 (597 amino acids)
Biological process (GO): microtubule cytoskeleton organization; protein localization to photoreceptor outer segment; photoreceptor cell maintenance
Cellular component (GO): axoneme; rod photoreceptor outer segment; photoreceptor distal connecting cilium
Source: RefSeq, a predicted model, not a curated record
GGCAAUCAUAGCAACCAGCAUGGUGACGGGGAAGCUUAGCUUCGCUCCUUAUCUGCUUAUAAGCUAGUAUUAGGCUGUUAUGUUUAUGUUACUUGAUUAUCUUACAGUUUUAAAAUGUUUACAGUUAAGCACACUGUAGUUUCUGGAUGUAUCCAAGCUCUGCCGUCGCUGCCCCAGAAUAUUUCUGAGGAAAAUGGGAUACGCUGAGUGUAACAUUGCCAUGGAAUCGAGAAUAGGGAGUGUGUCAUCUGGACUGGGUUGUAGCCGUGGUACAAGAGGACAGACUUUGAAAAGUAGCCCUUUCUGCCCUCCCUCCUCCAGCAAGUUGACACAAUCCAUCAUUAAAGACCACAUGGUGUCUCAUUACAAAAAAGUUUACUCAGCUAAAGCUGUCAUUGAUGCCUCAGUACCCAAAAGCUUGAUACAUAGUGUAAAGUACAAUGACCAGAUCAGACAGGAGCAGUUGCGGAAAGGGGGUCGUCCUCAGUCAGCCCACUGUCUCUCACAGAGGAAUAGCAGAGCCUCCUGCUCCUCAGCCCAGAGUAGAUUAUCUGUGGAGUAUGAUGACAGCCCCUACCUCUACUCAAGGAGUUCCUCGGUCUCCAGCCCACGGUUCAGCACCUCCUUUCAUGCCAAGGAGAUAGUUUAUCCAUCACAGAACCAGUCUCAUCACACUCGCCCAGCAUCAGAAAUAAAGUACCGGAGCCCAGGGGCAACUUCUCACAGAAAGCAGUCAGCGUGUUCACUGGCAGCGUCGGGAGAUCAUAGCUGCUACAAGACUUACCAGGACCCUGUUCAGAAGACGUACAGCGGAGACCUGCUCCAGAAACAUUCACAGCACUUUACCCAAGACAAACCUUUCACCCCUAAGACCCUGAAAUCAGAUAAGAGCUCAUACCUGUCGAAAUAUCGCUACUACAGAGCACCACAGAGGAAACCUACUCAGGAUUGUACCAACUCAAGAUUGAUGCGACAGAAGACUUAUCAUGGAAGCACAAAAACCAAGGAAUACACACAGGAUUUUUAUGAGCCAUCUCAGGGAUUUAAUACAGACCAUGAGUGGUCUGAGGAUGAGUUCAAUGGCACAUAUUUCUCAGCAUCUAGACAACACAGUCGAGCAAACAAGAGCAGAGACCAUGAUUUCUUUGACUCCUCAUUCAGGGUCUCACCAGAAGGCAGGAAAUCUCCCAUUAUGAAGAGUGUAUCUACAGAGGAGGAAGAAUUAAUGUACCUCGAAUUCAUUUCUGCUGUAACAGAGGAUAUCUUGUCCAGGGGACACAUCUCUGACAGGGUCCUAGACCGGGUGAUAAAGCGCCAUAUUGACAUGAAUCGGCAUCAGCUUGAUGAGGAUAAAAUGCACCACCUUCUGGAAGUGCUGCGUAAGGAUUUUGAAGAGCCAAUCAACAUAUCCACCUCCAGUACAGAGCUUGAAAAAAAGGAGAAUGAUCUGCUUGAUGCAUUCUUACCACAUCUGGAAUCAGGGGGGAAUCAAGUGAAGACCAAAGAAAACAAUGACCUGUUCCCUUAUGCGUCACAAAUGAAAUACUGUGAUUCGCCAGAUUAUGCUGAUCCCUUAUUGGUGUCUACACCCUUAUGCUCUCCUGAAAGGACUGCUUCACCAACUAAAACAAAUGAAGAGGAUGGAGACUGUGACAAUCUGGAAAAGGGCAUUAGCUCUCCUUGGCUCAGUGAGCAUGUUUCCGAUAAUACAAGAAUCAGUGAAGAGGGCUUCCGUCAAAAUCAAAUAGGCACAACUGCAACAAACAAAGAAGUCAGCAGCCAUAAAUACACCACUAUAACCAGUGACAAAGGAUUUCAUCAGGACCAAGCUGAGGUCAGUUACGAUGGACAAUCUGAAGAAUUUGAGGAUCUGGGGAGAAGUUUGUCAGAGUCGCUUCAUGUGUCCAGCAAUACACACCACAACAAUGUGGAGACCGCUGAGCAACAUACAAAUACAGUUGCUUCUGUCAGUGAUGAUGAGUUCUGAGUUUUGCUGUAUUCAGGGAUUGAAUGUCCUUUAAUGUUUACAUUACCAAGUGAGUGUUUUUUCAGAGUAAUAGAAUACUUGAAACUUCUGAAAGUAUAGUUUUGUAAAUGUGAUUUAACACUGGUUGUGUUUUCCAUGUUUUUUCAAGCCCCACCAAUGUGGUGUUGUAGUCCUAUUCUGCUUUUUUUUAAUCUUUUUACAAAAGCACAGUGGAAAUUUCACAUAAGCAAACAAGGUGUUGCCAGUACAUCAGAGACUUGAAUGUCUCAUUUAGGAUAUUGUAAAGUGGGCGCAUACUUGAGCUGUAGUGGUUGAGCUCCAGUUGAACUCCAGAGUAAUGCUCUAAAUAUAUUCUAAAUUAUUGCCCCAUGGUAACCAGUAUGAUUAGCAAAUUUGCAAAUGAGAGUCCAUGGCACUGCACUGAUGUCAGAUGUGUGGAAUUAGUAUCUUUUAGUUUGAGUGGACCCAGUCAGUCUUAAGUACAGUGUGAUGUAGCUGCAGUUUACAUUUUCAGAUUUCAGGAAUUAUUUUAUAAAUAAACUUAAUUGUUCAAUUUAAUUGUAGUUAAAUUGUUCACACUGUUUGACUUGAUAUAUGCCUCUGACAUGUAGCUGUAGCUCCUACAGUCACCAGCUUGACUGUCACCAGAAAGUGUCUUUACAAUUGCAAUAAAUUUUCUAUUCUUUUCCUUCUUGUA